Molecule: messenger RNA, 5589 nt
Organism: Astyanax mexicanus (Mexican tetra)
Lineage: Eukaryota; Metazoa; Chordata; Actinopteri; Characiformes; Acestrorhamphidae
Gene: myo1g
Product: myosin IG
Exons: 23
Coding region: 184-3228 (1014 amino acids)
Biological process (GO): vesicle transport along actin filament; actin filament organization
Cellular component (GO): cytoplasm; myosin complex; plasma membrane
Molecular function (GO): microfilament motor activity; actin filament binding; ATP binding
Source: RefSeq, a predicted model, not a curated record
CAUGGAGGAAGCCGGUGAGCAGCCUGCAUUGCUGUAAAUGAAAACAAAACAAGACAAAACUAAGAAAAACUAAAUAGAAACACUAGAGCUGGUGUUUCAGGAUGGAGACAGUGGCAGUCUUCCAGAUGAAGGGACUGAAGCUGGAUGCAGGUCUAGCGAUGUGCAGGCAGGCUGUAAGCAGGGAUGGCGGAGCUGGAGGGCUUCGAGUUCGGCAAGUCGGACUUUGUCCUCCUGGACGAAGUGACAAUGGAGCAGUUCCUGGACAACCUGAAGAUGAGGUUUGAGAAAGGCCGGAUCUACACAUAUAUUGGUGAAGUCGUGGUGUCGGUCAACCCCUACAGGCAGAUGGACAUUUAUGGUAAAGAUGCGAUUGAUGCGUAUAGAGGAAGAGAGCUGUAUGAAAAUCCUCCACACCUGUACGCUGUGGCUGACGCAGCCUACAAGGCCAUGAAGAGACGAGCGAAAGACACCUGCAUUGUCAUAUCAGGUGAGAGUGGAGCAGGAAAGACAGAAGCCAGUAAAUACAUCAUGCAGUACAUUGCUGCCAUCACUAACCCCAGCCAGAGAUUAGAGGUUGAGAGUGUGAAGAAUGUGCUUCUGAAAUCCAAUUGUGUGUUGGAGGCUUUUGGGAAUGCUAAGACAAACCGCAAUGACAAUUCCAGCCGCUUCGGAAAGUACAUGGAUAUUAACUUUAACUUCAAUGGAGACCCUACUGGAGGACACAUCAACAACUACCUGCUGGAGAAGUCGAGAGUUGUGCAGCAGCAGGAGGGGGAGAGGAACUUCCACUCUUUUUACCAGUUACUGCGAGGAGGAUCUGAAGACAUGCUGAAGUCUUUACACCUGAACAAAGACCCAACAGACUACACCUACACCCAACAGGGAGCCUCCGUCACUACUGCAUCCUCAGAUGAUCGUUGCUGUCACAAAGCGGUUAUGAGUGCACUGAAGGUGAUCGGUUUCACUGAAGCGGAGAUCAACUCCAUAUAUAAAAUUCUGAGCACUAUUCUACACUUGGGGAACCUGCAGUUUGUGAGUGAUGGAGAGAGCGUCCAGCUGUCAGAAGGAGAUGCAGUACAGCACAUCGCUGAGCUGACCUCCACUGAACCAGAGAGUGUUAAUAAGGCCCUGCUGUACCGCACUGUGGCCACCGGGGGAGGAGAGGUCAUUGAAAAAGGUCACAGUGAACAGGAAGCAAGUUACGGGCGUGAUGCUUUCGCUAAGGCCUUGUAUGAACGAUUGUUUGGGUGGAUUGUGGGCCGAAUCAAUAGCGUGAUUGAGGUGAAGGACUACAAUCCAGCACUGCACGGAAAAAACACGGUCAUAGGAGUUCUGGACAUUUACGGCUUUGAGAUAUUUGACAAUAACAGUUUUGAGCAGUUCUGUAUUAACUACUGCAAUGAGAAACUGCAGCAGCUCUUUAUUGAGCUCAUCCUGAAACAGGAGCAAGCUGAAUAUAACAGAGAAGGCAUUACCUGGCAACAUAUUGACUACUUCAAUAAUCAGAUCAUUGUGGAUUUGGUGGAGCAGCCCCAUAAAGGCAUCAUUUCUAUUCUGGAUGACGCCUGUCUGACUGCAGGAAAAGUUACAGACACUGUCUGCCUGGACAGUAUGAACCAAAAACUCGGACAGCAUGCUCACUAUACAUCCCGCAAGCUGUGUCCCACUGACAAGACCAUGGAGUUUAACCGCCACUUUCGCAUCCGACACUAUGCUGGCGACGUCACGUAUUCAGUGGAAAGCUUUCUCGACAAGAACAAGGACCCGCUAUUCCAGGAUUUCAAACGGCUGAUGUUUAACAGUUUGGACCCAGUGCUUACAGAAAUGUGGCCUGAUGGGAAGUUGAGUAUUACAGAGGUGACGAAGCGGCCGCUGACCGCUGCUACUCUCUUCAAGAACUCCAUCAUCGCUCUUGUUGACAAGCUUGCCUGCAAGGAGCCGUACUAUGUGCGGUGUGUAAAGCCGAACGAGGUGAAGUCCCCCAUGCUGUUUGACGAGGCUCGCUGUAGACACCAGGUGGCGUACCUGGGACUGCUGGAGAAUGUCCGGGUGCGCAGGGCUGGCUUUGCCUACAGACAACCUUACGAACGCUUCCUACAGAGGUACAAGAUGACAUGUGAGUACACCUGGCCUAAUCACCUGAUGAGCAGUGACCGAGAGGCCGUGGAGGCCAUUGUUGUGCAGCAUGGUUUUGAGGGGGACGUGGCGUACGGUCUCACCAAGCUGUUUGUGCGAACGCCUCGCUCUCUCUUCACACUGGAGCAGGAGAGAGCCGCACUCAUCCCCAUCCUCGUCCUCUUCCUGCAGAAGGUGUGGCGGGGUGCUUUGGCGCGGAUGCGGUGCAGACAGAUGAGGGCCAUUUACACCAUCAUGGGCUGUUAUAAGCGCUAUAAAGUGAAGGCUCAUUUCUGGGAGGUGGAGAGACGCUUUGCUAACGUGAGGAACAUGUCUGACUACGGGAAAAGCGUGGAGUGGCCGACUCCCCCUGCGGCUCUAAUGCAGUUUCACAGAAUCACUCAGCACCUCCAUCGCAGGUGGAGGGCGAGGCAGAUCGUUAAGAACAUUCCCCCCUCAGACAUGCCGGAGGUUAGAGCAAAGGUUGCAGCUCUGGGAGCUCUGAGUGGAGAGAGAGUGGACUGGGGCUUUAACAGAGCCUGGGAGAGAGACUACCUAGCUAACGCCAGAGACUCUCCUUUAACCAGUACCAAUUUUGUGAGAAUCACUAAAGAGCUGACGAACAAAGACCAGUACAGCCAGGUCCUCUUCUCUGGAUACGUCAGGAUGCUCUACUGUAGCUUUCUGUCUAGCAGCACAAAGGACAGAGCUCUGCUCAUCACAGAUAAACACAUCUACAAACUAGAGCACAAGAAACACUUCAAAGUGCAGAAACGGAUGCCCAUAGAAACUGUAACCAGCUUGAGUGUAACAAGCGGAUCAGAUCAGAUGGUGGCGCUACACACUGCGUCUCAGGAUGACAUGCUGGUGUAUCUACAGAGGGGUCAGCUGGGGCCGAAGCAGGACCGUGUGGGGGAGCUGGUGGGGACGCUGUGUGACCACUUCACACGAGUGAGAAACACUCCCUUGCCAGUCAGGGUUUGCUCCACAAGCCUGCAGGUGUUCAUGAGCGGUAAACCCAAAACCAUCACCACUGAGACCAAACCUGGUCAGAACACAGCGGACUUCAAGAAGAGUCGCGGAGGAUUCACCCUCCUGCUCCCAUCUCAGUAAAAACAGCUCAACACAGCCAGCGAGAAGAAGACUGUACAUAACAGACAUGACUGAUAUGCACUGCAUCUUAGAAAUUACAUCUGUUUUAUAUCAGAAAGACACUGUUUUGUAAUUCACAUUACCAUGCACGAGUAUGUACUGAUUGCUGUGUUGGUUGUUUUAACAUCGUUAACUUAGUAAACAGGUAAACGAAGUACCUAGCCUCGCUGAAAGUACUUUAAGCUGUUGGAUUGCAGUGUUUUCCCCAGGCAUAGCCAUAUUUUCCUCAGGCAAAGUCAUAUAUUGCAGUACAACCUAACAACAUAGCCCACUUUCAUCCACAUAGGCUGUGUUCACUCAGUAGAUAAAAUGGCCCAAAUCUGAUUUAAAUUGUUUCAUCACAUGUGACACAGGUGUGUUAUCCUCGUGGCAUGUGGCAAUAAACACACUAAGAGCAUUUUCACACCUUUAGUCCGCUUCUAUGGACCAAAUCAGUUGAUGAAUUUGUAUAAUUGGAGCGUUUCCCCCUCGGUUUGGUUUGUUUUCACACAGGCAAAAACCUCAACACACCAAAAAUCCCCCUAACAAACAAUGCAAGCUGAGCAGUCUGUCGCAGGAGCAAGAAAGUAGUUAUAGCGGGAAGGUUCUGUGUUCCAUUUAUGCAGUGUGAUGCUGCUUUAACACUGAAUGCUGACAAUUUGCAGUUGCGCCUUUAAACAUAGUGUUUUCAAUGGGACGUCAGCGCUGACAUCUGCAUAGUAAAAGUAUGCAGUGAACGCUGCAUAUGCUGCAUUCAGCGUGAAAACAGCUUAGAGCUUGGAGCAGCAGCAGAGACAGUGUUUGUUCAUAGCUCUAGUAAUGAUAUGGCUAACAUAUCAGGUUAAACUGCACCUGAACAGCCUUUUAGCUCAAAUAAAUGGAGUACACUUGAUAGUUCAGGUUCUCACCACAAACAAAACACCCUGGAGUUUGUUUGGAACUGGACUGAGACCAGCUCCUUUUGUGGGUCUUGGUAUAGUUGUUUUGAAACAGAUCAGAUCUGAGUGUGAUUACUGUUUUCACAUCUGCCAGGGUACAAAUAAACCAGAGUAUUUUAACCAGACCAAAUAGUGCUGGUGUGAAAACGCUCUGAUAGUUUUAGUUCUGAUUUGGGCCACUUUCACAUUUUGUAUUCAAAAUCCGAUACACACUUAAAAGCAGCUCAGUCUAAACAGCAAAACUGAUUUUUAAUGGUAAAAAAAAAUAUUUUAGGGUAAUGUUGUUGUUUUUUUAUCGCAGCCUGAUAACAUUGGAUUUGGUGAUUUUGUGAGAAAAUCAGAUUGGGCCACUUUAAUUGUUGUCUGAACAUAACCAUAUUCCCAACCCUGAUGUGGAAAUUUCCCUGUUCUACACUGUUUUCGCUGUUUUCCCACAGUUACACUCCCACUCUAAGUCAGGGAUGGCUUGCUAAUUAGCUGACUAAUUGGGUAAGAUGUGUUGAUUGAAAGGAAAACAGUAAAAUAGUCUAAGCUAUGGUGAAUCUGUCCUUUUUUGUUAAUAAUGUGAUUUCUGAUCAAAACAGCAUGAGCCAAACAUUUGUAGAAUUUGAUUUAGUUCAUUAAACAAAGCAUUUCUGCUUUGUGGGUUUUAAAAGAACAUACUUUUAUUCCAAAUACAACACAUAGCGCAUCCAACAAAAAAGGCAGCAUAGGGUUCUAUUUAUAUUCUUUAAUAUUUUGACACAUUUGUCCAGUCUUGCAACUUGUGCUUUUUAAAAGAGAAAAUGUGUGACACGAAUAGAUCAAUGAUCUUAAGUCAUCAUAACAAGUGAUAUUUAUGUUACUAUAGUAAUCUAUUCAUGUUGUGCUGUGAUGAGUAAAAAGUUUUCAUACACUGGACCUCUUUCAUGCCUUUAAUCAUUUCAGGAGUGUAGAUAUUUACAUUAUUUACAGUAUUAGAAGUAUUGCUUAUUUUAUAUUGCACUUUCUACAAGAGGCGUAUCUGCAGACGUCAAGCAAGUAUAUAUACAUAUUGAUAUUUUACAUACUUGAUUUUUUCUUUUUUCUUUUUUUUUUCCAUUUUUUGUCUCAUUUGUACAUUUUGCUUGUGGAGAUGUAACCAAGAGUAUUUGUAAUACGGUGGUCUGCAUCCUCUUCAUCAAACAUAUCUUGCACUGUCAGUGUACUUCCUGCGCUGCCACUAUUGGCUCGUCACCGUGGCGACGCUGCAGUUAUUGAUAUUUGGUUUCUAUGAUUAGCUGUGUGGAAGGAAACAUUAUUGUUAUGUAUUUAUAUUUUGGCCUAAAUGAUUAACAGUAUUCAAGUAAACUGCUUUUUUUACACAUUUUUUGUACUUGGUUGUCAUGUUUUAACAAAUAAUAAAACCAUGUUAUUGUGAAAUGUA